Mytilus californianus (California mussel) is the source of this 4001-nucleotide messenger RNA. RefSeq names its product zinc metalloproteinase nas-14-like. The coding region runs from base 331 to 2262 and encodes 643 amino acids. Lineage: Eukaryota; Metazoa; Mollusca; Bivalvia; Mytilida; Mytilidae. Gene Ontology annotation, molecular function: zinc ion binding; metalloendopeptidase activity. The transcript is spliced from 15 exons. The record is from RefSeq and is a predicted model, not a curated record. Gene Ontology annotation, biological process: proteolysis.
ACAAUUGUUUACUAAGAAAUGGUAUAUAAAUGAUACGUAUAUUACAACAAACGUACACUAAUAAGGGAAUAUACGUUCACUAAAGGUCCUAACAAAAAGGAUGAUGUGUAUCCGGACAUAAAGAUACAGAUGUAGUAUAGUGAUUACCUCAUCUUAAACCACAUGCCAUUAGUAAUAGAUAAUAAACAAUUAGCCGGUACUCCUUCACAAUGAAUGUUUUCAUCGAGGAUAAAGAACUUAAAUGAACUUGAAAUAUUUUGGGAAGCAACAUAUAUAAAACCAAAUAAAAGUAAAUAUUUUGAUAUCGGAUUUUAGACUUGGAUAAUAAAGAUGUGGAUUGAAAAACUGACGGUAGUCGUUGUUUGUCUUGGCUGUUGUAUACAUGGACAGCGAGAUCGAAUUGACGUUAAAAACGAUCUGACAAUUGAUCAGGUUAUACUUGGAGCAAUGGGCGGUACAAACAGAGUUGCAGCUAGCAUGACUUUACCUGACCCAAACAGGACACUCGCUGAAUUGGAUAUGGUUUUAACAAAGAAACAAUAUGAUUCAAUGUAUGGUAACUCUACCAGAACAAAAAGAAAAGCUGUUAGCGACGAAACUGUUUACUGGACACGUGGUCAAGUUCCAUACAAGUUUGCACCUAAUCAUUUCAGUGCAUAUGAGCAAUGGAUGUUAAAAGUAGCAAUGAGAGAGUGGGAGAAGUUUACAUGUGUUCGAUUUCACGAAGCCCGUCAAUCGGAUUCAAACUAUGUCUACUUUCAAGAUGGAUUAGGAUGCAAUUCUCAACUUGGUAUGGUUGGAGGCGGGCAAAUUCUUAACCUAGACAAAGGCGGUUGUAGAUUUAAAGGCUUAUAUCUACACGAAAUUGCACAUGCUCUUGGAGUAGUUCAUGAGCAUCAACGUCCUAUACGUGACAACUACAUCACUAUUCUUUAUCAAAACGUAGAACCAAGCAUGAAAAUAUGGUUUCAGAAGUACAAUCCAGCUGCUAUAAAAAGUCAUAAUGUAGAUUAUGAAUUAUCUUCCGUUAUGCAUUAUGGAGUUAAGGCUUUUUCUGGGAAUCAACAACAAACAAUCCGUGCCAAAGAUCAAACAAGAGAAAGUGAAAUUGGCCGGGUGUAUGCCAAAGAAUUGUCCUUCACUGACGUAGAAAUAGUAAACAGAAUGUAUAAUUGUGUUAAAGAAACUUCAGAGUGUGGUGGUGUGACCUGUGCAGGAAAGGGUUAUCUUGAUCAGAAUUGUAACUGCAUAUGCCCUGAUGGGUCACAAGAAUGUACCAGCGGAACAACACGGGAUACAUCUGUUAGAAAUAAUGCAAGGACCGAUAGAGAAAACUGGCAGUGUUACAUAUGGUCACGACAAGGUGAAUGCCAAAGGAAUCCAGGUUAUAUGAAUUCCAACUGUGCAAAAGCAUGCGCUCAAGAAAAGAAAAACGCACAAGGACAAAAUGGUUUGUGCGAAAACACAUACGAUGAUGCCACUUGUGACAAAUGGAAGAAUGAAGUUGGUGAUUGUAGAGUUGCUGAACAUUUUAUGAGAAAGAACUGUAGAAAGACUUGUGGUUAUUGCAAUGACUUCACCGCUAACCGUACACCUCCACAGACCCAGUGUAUGAAUGCUCAUACUAAUGACACGGCUUGUGAAGUAUGGGGCAGGAAAGGAGAAUGUAUUAUAAAUGACAGAUGGAUGCCACUGAACUGUAGAAAGGCGUGCUUUACAUGUCCAUUUGAUGAACAAACUGUUAAUACAGUCAAACCAUCAGGGUCAACUACUCCUACACGAAGACCAAUGACAACUCGGCCACCAACUAGACCUCCUGUUAUCACCACACAACCAACAACUAGAAAACCAGUCGAUGAUUGUGUCAACCGUUAUCCAGAUAAAGAUUGUGAUGUUUGGGCACGGUACAAACAUUGCACAAUAAAUCCCACUUUUAUGGAAGCUAAUUGCAUGCGUUCCUGUAAGGUAUGCCAGGAUAACGAUGGUAGAGUUGGCGUUACAAAAAAUCCAGUCAUAAGUAACUGUAAAGACACAUGGACAAGUCCCGAAAUGUGUCCGAUCUGGGCAGAACAUCAACAUUGUGUCAUUAAUCCAAGUUUCAUGCUGAAACGCUGUGCAAAGUCUUGUAGAAGAUGUACAACAGGUUUAAGGCAAGCCGCAGAACAAGUCGUUCAAGAAAACACAGAGAACAAUGCAAGAACACUCAUAGGAACUCUUUAUAGUUUAUCUUUGAUGCUUUUAUUUUUAUUCAUUGUUGUUUAAUAAAAAUAUGUAUGUAUAUAUCUUGAAUAUUUUAUCCUGUAUUAGCAUUCUAGUGUACAAAUAAUAGACACACAAAUAAAUGCUAGCUUUACUUGAAUAAAUAAAGUCUUCUGUUACACCGCUUCCAUAUAAAAGAAACGUUAAUGUGAAUAUUUUGUUUUUUGUGUGACAGUUCAUUGUGGGGUCUUGUUCAGGCUCAAACUUUGUCAAUUUCUUUGAAAAAAGCAGAGACAACUAUUUUGAUUUAAAAAACAAAACCUUAAAGUGCAGGGUGUAAAUACAGGAUAAAAAACAAAAUGUGUACAUUGUCUUACACCCCAGUUCUAUUGUUAUACUUCAUAAUUUCUAUUUCUGAAACAAGUGUGAAUUGAAUAGAUCUAUUGUUACGAAAAACAAUGGAUUUUGACCACAGGGUGUGACGAGCGGGGUUUCUGGAAACCCCUGCUUCUACAUCCCGCAAACAAAGUCCAUUGUUAUUCGUAACAAUAGAAAUUGAUUAUGAACAUAAGAAAUUACUAAUAGUGUUCACUUCAAAUUGUUUCAUGAUAUUAAAAAAAAACACAUUUUAGGAAAUUCCAAUAAGCAUCUAUAUGGAAUACAAAAAUAAUCCUUCAAAUACUUUUUUGCUUGAAGGUAAUUUUUUUUUAUCCCAGUCAUAUGGUCUCUAUUCUAAAGCAUUGAUCUUUAAAAAAAGAAUUGGGAUUCUAGCUCCCGGACCCCCCUCCCCCGGUUACCCAGUGGCCGAUCCGGGGUUGGGGGUUCCGCGGGUUGGACCCGACUUUUAUUUAAAAGAUCAAUGCAUUUGAAUGGUUGGGCCCCCCUUUCUCUUGAGUUGGGAACCCCCGGCUGGAUCAGCCCCUGAUUGCCCCCCCAAAAAAAGGGGUAGUUCCUCAAUAUUAAAUAUUGUAUGUUGAGCGUGUCUGGUAGUCGGGUUUCUAAUGCAGACACACCUAUUCCUUAGUAUGUUCGAAUAUGAAUCGGUUUGUUUAUUCUCGAGAUGAGGGGGGGGGGGGGGGAUUUCGUUUUUGAUAAAAUCAUAAGAUAUAAAAUACAGUUAUGAUUACCUUUAUUAGACUGAUACAGGUAAGUACUUUGGGUUAUAAUAUUGCCUUUAUCUUUAGUCUCUUCUACCAAAUCCAACGCUUGCCACAGAAUGUCGUCCGUCUUAUACCCGUCCAUAUUGACAACUGUAUACCAGGAGCAUGAUGUAAUUUUUUGUUUGUAAUAAGAAUACACGAAACAGUCAACCUUGACCUGCUGAUCCAUAUUAGCACAUGGAUUUAACGUGAAUAUGCAAAACAACUUUGACAUUUGUAAAAUAUACUCACUUGUCAAAGUUUGAACAAAGAUAGCCAAAGAAAGGUUACUAGUGGGGUUUCAUGUAAUAAAAAAAUAUUCUUAUAAAUCAUGGUUUGAUAUUAUCAAUAAAUAUGCUAUCGUUUUUUUUUUCGGGAUACGGUGUGUCUGGAUAAGAAACCCCUCCGGCCUCCGGCCGACGGGGUUUCUUAUCCAGACACACCUAUCCCUCGGUGUAUAACUAUUACGGAGAUAUGAAAUUUAUUUGUACUCGCUAGGAAACAGGAAAAAGUUCAGCGAGUCAUGAAAACCUCGUACAAACAAUUAUCAUAUUUUCCGACAAUGGACAUAUACUGUAUAUAUAUUGCUAUCAUUGACUAAUUUAUCUUUGGUGCUGUUAUUGUUAUUGAUUAUUGUUUAAUAAAAUAUGUAAAAUUGUAAAA